CUUGCGAUAGCUAUGGCUCCGUUGUUGCUGAAUGCGCCAGUGGGCCAUUCGUGUUCGUCCCGAUGCUCCACCAUAACCCAUUGCUCGGUUUUGCCAGCACCACCAAUCUCCUCGGGUAAAGGUUUCUUUUUUCCUUUGUUCUUCCCUUGCGAAGAAAAGAGUAUGAUAGAUUUGGAGGCUCGCAUCUCUGUAGCAGCUAGCACUGGAAGGCUCGACUUGAGCGAUUGUGGUCUCGAAGAAAUACCAGCGCAGGUCUUUGGUCUCUCGGAGCUUGUCGAUCUUUCGGUCGCAGGCAACCGCAUUACCAAUCUUCCCGAGGAGAUUUACAAGCUCAAAAACCUUCAAAGACUGGGACUUGCCGGAAAUUCUCUGCGUACUUUGCCAGAAAGUAUAGGCACCUUGACGCACUUGCAAGGACUAUGGGUCCAUGGGAAUCUUCUUCACGCUCUUCCUCCACAAAUAGGCAAACUCGAGCAGCUCCGGUUUCUAGCACUCGCCGGUAAUCAGCUGGCUAUUCUUCCAGAAACGCUUUCCGGUCUUAAGAACCUCGAGGUUCUUUCGGUGGCUGGCAACAAUCUCAUCGAGCUACCUUCUGGUAUUGGAUCUUUGUGCGCGUUGCGUAUUUUGGCAGUAUUUGGCAACCUCCUUUUCCAUCUUCCCUCAAGCAUUGGAAGCCUUCCAUCGUUGCAAGAGCUGUGGUUACAAGGGAACAGCUUGGAAAGCUUGCCAUCGACUUUAGACGGGCUGGUAUCUUUGAAACAGCUCUGCAUUGCGGACAACCAGCUUAAAUCCUUGCCCAGCUCUAUAGGAUAUCUACAAGCUUUGGAGUCUUUAUCACUGUAUGGAAACAAUCUUCAUCACCUUCCUCCAGCGCUCCAGGAUUUGAAAUCUCUUCGCAAUCUCUGGCUAGAGGGAAAUCCUUUUCAGGCUGAAUCCUUGUGUCACCUGCCAGAUGGUAUGAAGGCGUUUGGUGUGAGCUCAAAUGUGAAAUUGCCAGAUCAAAUCUCUUCCAAGCUCCUAGAAGUUUUAAGCGUAUCAGAUGUUGCUGGAACCGGAGACGCUGUGUCUGACGGUGGCUACUUCAAGCUUCACAGAUACAAUGCGAGAAAUCCAAAUUGGAAGGAAGCGACUGUUCUAGUUGUAGCAUUUGGAAGCGCUCCGGGUGUUCCCAACUGGGGAGGAUUGCUGAGCAGAGUCAAAAAAGAAAUGGAAGCCAGUGGAGUGACUCCAGCUUUCGACAUAUUAUAUGUUGUUGAUAGCUGGCGAUCUUGGUACACUCAAAACAAGGAACAAGUCGUGGAGCUGACCAGCAUUGUUAACUCGCGGCAGGAGCACCAACUUGGAAGCUAUUACAAGCGAGAACUGGAAGCUGCAGUGGAAAGCUACAAGCGAGUCGUCAUGCUGGGAGAUUCUAUGGGAGCAACAGCAGCAUUGCGCUUCUCACGGCUGGCUACUUCAGUUCUGGCCUUUUGCCCCCAGGUGGAUCUGGAGUCAUCCUCCAUCAGACCAGGGAAAGAUGCAUCGUGGCUGGAGCAGUACAAGCAAACGCUGCUCGACGCCGUCCGUGAGUCAAACGCGGAUAUCUCCGUCCACUGUGGAAGCUGGUCACACGAUUGCGCUCAAGCAAGGAUUCUACCCGGCACCAAGGUCAUGGUGACUGUCAAAGUUCACAGCGUGAACACGCACCGUCUCGCUAAAGAAUUGGAUUCACGAGGCUCUCUUGUGCCACUGAUCCGGAGCGAGAUCGAGAAAGAAAUGUCAUACUAAGCACG
Molecule: messenger RNA, 1772 nt
Organism: Selaginella moellendorffii
Lineage: Eukaryota; Viridiplantae; Streptophyta; Lycopodiopsida; Selaginellales; Selaginellaceae
Product: erbin-like
Exons: 14
Coding region: 13-1767 (584 amino acids)
Molecular function (GO): protein binding
Source: RefSeq, a predicted model, not a curated record